Molecule: messenger RNA, 2520 nt
Organism: Dracunculus medinensis (Guinea worm)
Lineage: Eukaryota; Metazoa; Nematoda; Chromadorea; Rhabditida; Dracunculidae
Source: the annotation of a GenBank genome assembly
AUGCGUAAAAGUGGAACAAAACGAAAACGGGAAGAGGAUGAAAUACCAUCAUUAAAUGAAGAAGAAGAUAGUCGCAGUGGAUUAACAAUGAUUCCUGUUCCAAAGGGAAGAGAAAAAGAUCCUGAAUUUUCUGCUCCCAAGAGCCAAAAGCUAUCUGACUUGGAUGAAGAGACAGCUAACAGAGAAGGAAGAGAAGGAGAGGUGAUUAAGUUAGUUGUUUGCAUUUUUUUAUUUCAGGAUUCCUAUAUAGAACAAACGCAUUAUAUAAUUAUCCCCUCAUAUGCCUCAUGGUUCGACUAUAAUUCUAUACAUCAUAUUGAACAACGUUCGCUUCCUGAAUUUUUCAAUGGUCGCAAUAAAAGUAAAACGCCAAGCGUAUAUAUGGCUUAUCGGAACUUCAUGAUUGAUUCUUAUCGAAUAACUCCAUUCGAAUAUCUUUCUGCCACUGCAUGCCGACGUAACUUAGGAGGAGAUGUUUGUGCAAUAAUGCGAGUACAUUCAUUUCUUGAACAGUGGGGGCUUAUCAAUUACCAAGUAGAUUCGGAUGCGCGACCAGCUCCUGUUGCUGCCCCAUGUACUUCACAUUUUAUGGUUCUUGCUGAUACUCCAAUGGGUUUGCAACCACUUCAGCCAUUGCUUCCACCUCCAACACAGAUUGAAGAAAAGAAGGAGAAAGAAGAGGAUAUGGCCAAAGAUGAUUGUUCGGCAGCAGCAAAAUUUGAACGAUUUGGUAAUGUGGGAUUAAAAACAGAUCAAUAUGCUAAACAUUUAAAUGUGAUGAAGGCGCGAGGCGCUGCUCCAAAUCGGGAUUGGACAGAUCAAGAAACGCUUCUUUUGCUUGAAGGUCUAGAAAUGUUUAAGGAUGAUUGGAACAAAGUUUCAGAUCAUGUGGGGACGCGAACGCAAGAUGAAUGUAUUAUGAAGUUUCUGCAACUACCUAUUAUGGAUCCUUACUUAGAAGAAGGUGGACCAGAAGCCGAAAUACUUGGUCCUUUAGCUUAUCAGCCAAUACCAUUUAGUCAGAGUGGCAAUCCGAUUAUGUCUACUGUCGCAUUUCUCGCUUCUGUCGUUGAUCCAAGAGUUGCAGCUAGUGCAGCCAAAGCUGCUAUUGAAGAAUUCUCAAAAAUGAAGGAUGAGGUGCCACCAUUGGUGGUUGAAGCGCAUAUACGUAAUGUUGAGGCAAUAUCCAAAGACCGUAUCGAGGCUGAUGCAGGUUUGAGUACCUCUGGAAUCGCUUUAGAUGAAAAAGAUAAAUUGAAAGGCACUGAUACGACUUAUCGUGAUGAACGUUUUUGUGCAGCAGAGAACGAUGAAACUAUAAGAACGGCUGUUGACGACGAAAAGAAUGGAAAGGAAAUCUUAAAAUCGUCUACUGCUGAAACGAUUCAAACAGCAGCUGCUGCUGCCCUUGGUGCAGCGGCUGUUAAAGCUAAACACUUGGCAUCGAUUGAAGAAAGGCGAAUAAAAUCCUUGGUAGCACAGUUAGUUGAAACUCAGAUGAAAAAGCUUGAAAUGAAAUUGAGGCACUUUGAAGAACUUGAGGCAAUCAUGGAUAAGGAGCGAGAAGCCCUUGAGUAUCAGCGUGAGCAAGUGAUAUUGGAAAGACAAGCUUUUCAUAUGGAACAGCUUCGCUAUCUUGAAUCAAGAGUUAGGCACGAAGCCAAUUUAAGACUCGUAUCGUCUGGUCAACUCCCUGCGACACUUCCUCCAGGGUUCGAAAUAGCCACAGCUCCUCCACCUCAGCAGCAAGUUCAGGUUGCAAUACCUCCAGCUUCAAAUGUAACUGCAGCAACAAACAACCAAGCCAAUGUAGCUCCUGGUUUGCAAGAAAUUGAACAAAAAGAAACGCGAGAACAGCCGCAAACCGUCCCAGCUGCUACAUCUUUGCCUCAGCCAUCUGCGCCACUACCACAGCAGCAGCUUCAAGCUCCACCCCAAACUAUUGCUUCACAACAGCAGCCUCUUAUAGUGCCGGCCCAUCCACCCCAGGUGACGCAGGUACCGCAACAGUAUCAGCCAGCACCGCAGCCACCUCCUCAGCCUCAACCACAGCAACCACAACAACCUUAUCCGCCUCAAACAGCCUAUGCUCCUCAACAACAAUAUCCGCAGUAUCCACAGAAUACACCUCCGCAACAAUAUUCGCAAGGCUAUCAAGCGGCGCACCCCCAAAGUCAUUCGGGACAGCCUCCUAAUUGUGCUGCAUACUCACAACAGGAUCCUCAAGGUUAUCAAGCUGGUCAUCCUCAAGGAUAUUAUGGUCAACCUCCUAAUCGUCCACCUUAUCCACAGCAUCAACCUGUCCGAGCAAAUUUUGCACCAGCUGGAAGCGCUCCUCCAAAUCCUAACUAUAGUUAUUCUCAGCCAUAUCCUCCUCAAGGAAAUCAGUAUGCUGUACCUCCCACUGGAUAUGGUCAUAGUCAGCCUCAGCAAGUUCCUCCGACAUCUAUGCAGCAACAAAUGGACUCCUCGGAUGCUGCGACACCUCCAAUGCAUCAAGGAACUCCAUCUGGCCCAUAG